AUGGCAGGAGUCUUGUUUGAAGACAUCUUCGACGUCAAGGACAUCAACCCGGAGGGCGCCAAAUUCGACCGGGUGUCCCGACUGCACUGCGACUCGGAGAGCUUCAAGAUGGAACUGAUUUUGGACGUCAACUCCCAGAUCUAUCCGGUGGAUCUAGGAGACAAGUUCAGACUGUCCCUGGUCACUACAUUGCGCGAGGAUGGAGGGUGUUGCAAGAGUGUAGACAUGGCAGGAGUCUUGUUUGAAGACAUCUUCGACGUCAAGGACAUCAACCCGGAGGGCGCCAAAUUCGACCGGGUGUCCCGACUGCACUGCGACUCGGAGAGCUUCAAGAUGGAACUGAUUUUGGACGUCAACUCCCAGAUCUAUCCGGUGGAUCUAGGAGACAAGUUCAGACUGUCCCUGGUCACUACAUUGCGCGAGGAUGGAGGGGUAAAUUGA
Messenger RNA from Symsagittifera roscoffensis, 441 nucleotides. RefSeq lists its product as uncharacterized. The transcript is spliced from 2 exons. The record is from RefSeq and is a predicted model, not a curated record. Gene Ontology annotation, biological process: DNA-templated transcription. Gene Ontology annotation, cellular component: RNA polymerase II, core complex; RNA polymerase III complex; RNA polymerase I complex. The coding region runs from base 1 to 441 and encodes 146 amino acids. NCBI's taxonomy places the organism in Eukaryota, Metazoa, Xenacoelomorpha, Acoela, Convolutidae.